AUGACCAGCUGUGUGAACCAUGAAGCCUGGAGGUGGACAAGUAGUAAAGCCUGUGAGAGGGCCCUGCAAUACAAAAUAGGAGAGAAGAUUCAUGGGUUCACUGUAAGCCAGGUGACACCUAUUCCUGAGUUAUUCCUGACUGCAGUGCAACUCAGCCAUGAGAACACAGGUGCUAGAUAUUUACAUCUGGCAAGAGAAGACAAAAAUAAUUUAUUUAGUGUGCAGUUUCGCACCACUCCAAUGGACAGUACUGGCGUUCCACACGUUCUUGAACAUACAGUUCUCUGUGGUUCUCAGAAAUAUCCAUGCAGAGAUCCUUUCUUUAAAAUGUUAAAUAGGUCACUAUCGACGUUCAUGAACGCCUUCACAGCUAGUGAUUAUACUCUGUAUCCAUUUUCCACACAAAACCCCAAGGAUUUUCAGAAUCUCCUUUCAGUGUAUUUGGAUGCAGCCUUUUUCCCAUGCUUACGGGAACUGGAUUUCUGGCAGGAAGGAUGGAGACUAGAACAUGAGAAUCCAAGUGACUCCCAAACGCCCUUGAUCUUUAAAGGAGUUGUCUUUAAUGAAAUGAAGGGAGCAUUUACAGAUAAUGAGAGAAUCUUCUCACAGCACCUUCAAAAUCGUCUUCUUCCUGACCACACUUACUCAGUCAUCUCCGGUGGCGAUCCAUUGUGCAUUCCCGAUCUUACAUGGGAACAGCUGAAGCAGUUUCAUGCUACUCAUUAUCACCCGAGUAACGCAAGGUUCUUCACUUAUGGUAAUUUCCAGCUAGAAAAACACCUGAGACAAAUUGAUGAAGAAGCUUUGAGCAAAUUUCAAAAAAUCGAACCAAGUACCUCAGUGCCAGCUCAGAAGCCUUGGGAUAAGCCUAGGGAAUACCAAAUAACAUGCGGCCCGGAUUCACUUGCCACAAAUUCUUCUAAGCAGACAACUGUGAGUGUCAGCUAUCUCUUACCAGAAAUCACUGAUAUAUUUGAAGCUUUCACACUAAAUCUUUUGUCUUCACUCUUGAUUGGCGGACCCAACUCUCCCUUUUACAAAGCCUUAAUUGAAUCUGGACUCGGCACAGACUUUUCUCCUGAUGUUGGAUAUAAUGGCAGUACAAGGGAGGCCUUCUUCAGUGUAGGCCUACAAGGGAUUUCAGAGAAAGAUAUUCAGACAGUUAAAAACAUUAUUGAUAGGACAUUUGAUGAGGUCAUUGAAAAAGGAUUUGAAGAUGACCAAAUUGAAGCUUUACUUCAUAAAACUGAAAUCCAAUUGAAACAUCAGUCUACCAGCUUUGGACUCAUGUUGACAUCAUUCAUAGCUUCUUGCUGGAAUCAUGAUGGGGACCCUGUGGAACUCUUGAAAUUAGGAAAUCAAAUGGCUCAAUUCCGGGAGUGCCUUAAGGAAAACCCAAAAUUUUUGCAAGAAAAAGUAAAACGAUAUUUCAAGAAUAACCAACAUAAAAUGACUUUAUCAAUGAGACCAGAUGACAAGUAUUACGAGAAGCAAACACAAAUGGAAACAGAAAAACUGAAGCAAAAGGUCAAUUCUCUUUCCCCAAAAGAUAAGGAACAGAUAUAUGAAAAAGGUUUAGAAUUAAGAACUCAGCAAAGUAAGCCUCAAGAUGCCUCAUGUCUACCAGCUUUAAAAGUUUCGGAUAUCGAGCCUACCAUACCUUUUACUGAGGUGGAUGUAGCAUUGUCAGCUGGAGAUAUCCCUGUUCAGUACUGUGCCCAACCAACCAAUGGUGUGGUAUAUUUCAGAGCUUUUUCUAGUUUGAAUACACUUCCUGAAGAGUUAAAACCCUAUGUGCCUCUCUUCUGCAGCGUCCUUACCAAACUGGGCUGUGGCAUUCUUAACUAUCGAGAGCAAGCUCAGCAAAUACAGCUGAAAACAGGAGGAAUGACUGUUUCUCCCCGUGUGCUCCCUGACGAUUCCCAUCUAGAUACCUAUGAGCAGGGUGUGCUUUUUUCAUCUCUCUGCCUGGAUCGAAACCUACCUGACAUGAUGCAUUUGUGGAGUGAAAUCUUUAACAACCCGUGCUUUGAAGAAGAAGAGCACUUCAAAGUGUUAGUUAAAAUGAGUGCACAAGAUCUGUCCAAUGGAAUUUCAGAUUCUGGUCAUCUCUAUGCAUCCAUCAGAGCGAGUAGAACCCUCACACCUGCAGGAGAAAUACAGGAGACUUUCAAUGGAAUGGAUCAGGUCAGGUUAAUGAAGAGAAUUGCAGAAAUGACAGACAUCAAACCAAUCCUCAGAAAACUCCCACGUAUCCAGAAGCAUGUCUUAAACGGUGAUAAUAUGAGAUGUGCAGUGAAUGCUACUCCUCAGCAGCUGUCUCAGACCGAAAAAGCAGUCGAAAGCUUCAUUAAAAACCUCAGUCGAAGUAAAAAAGAACGAAAAUCUGUUCGUCCGCACGUGAUUGAGAAACCUGCACAUACCAGUGCUGGACAUACCGGAUCUAGUGGAAGUACACAUGUUAAUGGCGCUGAAAUGAUAAGAAAACUUAUCACAGAUCCUACUUUCAAACCUUGUCAGAUGAAGACACAUUUUCUGCUUCCUUUCCCAGUGAAUUACGUUGGUGAAUGUGUUAGAACCGUUCCCUAUACACACCCAGAUCAUGCCAGUCUUAAGAUCCUUGCACGUUUGAUGAGUACUAAAUUCUUACAUACAGAAAUUCGAGAGAAAGGCGGUGCGUAUGGCGGAGGUGCCAAACUCGGCUAUAAUGGACUAUUCAACUUUUACUCUUACAGGGACCCAAACUCAAUAGAAACUCUCCAGUCUUUUGGAAAAGCUAUUGACUGGGCUAAAUCUGGAAAAUUCACUCAGCAAGACAUCGAUGAAGCAAAACUUUCCGUGUUCUCUGCUGUGGAUUCUCCUGUAGCACCUUCAGACAAAGGUAUGGAUCAUUUCUUGUAUGGACUCUCUGACGAGAUAAGGCAGGCACAUAGGGAGCAACUCUUUGCUGUCAGUCACGACAAACUUAUCGAUGUGAGCAAUAAGUACCUUGGCAUUGGAAAACGCACACAUGGGUUGGCUAUACUUGGACCAGAGAAUGCAAAAAUUGCUAAGGAUCCCUCAUGGAUAGUAAGAUAA
Messenger RNA from Chrysochloris asiatica (Cape golden mole), 3078 nucleotides. It is a transcript of the gene PITRM1, whose product is annotated as pitrilysin metallopeptidase 1. Gene Ontology annotation, molecular function: metal ion binding. The record is from RefSeq and is a predicted model, not a curated record. The transcript has 27 exons. Gene Ontology annotation, biological process: protein processing. Gene Ontology annotation, cellular component: mitochondrial matrix. The coding region runs from base 1 to 3078 and encodes 1025 amino acids. Lineage: Eukaryota; Metazoa; Chordata; Mammalia; Afrosoricida; Chrysochloridae.